This is a messenger RNA of Osmerus eperlanus (European smelt), 2332 nucleotides long. It is a transcript of the gene letmd1, whose product is annotated as LETM1 domain containing 1. Lineage: Eukaryota; Metazoa; Chordata; Actinopteri; Osmeriformes; Osmeridae. The coding region runs from base 364 to 1449 and encodes 361 amino acids. The transcript has 9 exons. The record is from RefSeq and is a predicted model, not a curated record. Gene Ontology annotation, molecular function: ribosome binding. Gene Ontology annotation, cellular component: mitochondrial inner membrane.
CCCCAACCCAACUAAUGAUGACAGCUUGAACUUGUCUGAACUGAUGUCUACGCUAAAAGGAACAUACAAAAGGCACAUAAGAGCUCUGGAAAACACUGAGACCCUUGCACAUUUUUCUUAAAAUACAAUUUCCACAUUUACUAUGGCAGCAAUUCCAUUCGAGAGUCUGUUGAAUUCCAACACCGUAAUGUUCUACUGAAUGAGGUACUGAUUAGGUGAUCACCUAAACGUGCGAAGACAGUUCUAAACAGGCUCAUAGGGGCAGGGCUGAAGUUGUGCAAAGCUAGAAAAUAGCCCUUCAUCACUGAGAAGCAAAGAAGAGCCAGGCUGAGGUUUGCAGAAUACUACAGCUGCUUUCAAAACAUGGUGCUGCUCUGUACAGGAUACGGUGGUCUGUCUAGGGCACUAAUACUGCAUGGUUUCGGAACAAAUGUGGUCAAUUCCAGGACAUAUUCUUCCCUCAGAGCCACUUCUAAACCACGGCUGUCUCUCUACAGAGAAUACUCAUUAUCCAAAGCUAGGCAAGGAAUUGGACGAGAAGUUACGACCAGGCUUCAGUCGGUUAAUGAAAAGUAUGAAGGCUUCCUUAAAAGGCGUUUCCCCCGAUUCUACGUGCUCUAUCACACCUUUAAGAAAGGUUUCCAGCUUCUUUUCCAAGAUGCUAAUGAGGUGAAAAUGAUCAAAAUGAGGAUGAUUACUCAAAAUAUCCAAGUCCAGGACCUGCCCUAUCGGGAUAUGGAGAAACUUAGGAAGUUUCGCAGAGACUUAAUCAAAGGGAUUCCGCUGGUGAUGAUCUCUAUUCCUCCCUUUGCCAACUACCUGGUUUUUGUACUUAUGUACAUUUUCCCUCGUCAGCUCCUGAUCCCCCAGUUCUGGACACCCCACCAGCAGGCAGACUUCCAGGUAGUGUACCACUCACACAGGGCCCAGCACUAUGGGGCUGUGCUACAGAGACUUAAAAUGGCAGGUUCCAAUACCAAAGAUGGACACCUCCAAAGAAACCUUCAAGACCUCUGUUCCAAGGUGCAAAGGGGAGUACACCCCAAUGGGUCUGAAAUCCUUGCAUUACGAGGCUUGUUUUCUGGACCCCCACUGGAUAUUAAUAGACUGAGUGCAGAUCAUAUGAGACAUCUCAGCCCCGUGCUUUUCCUGACUCAUCGCCUCCCCUCUUUUCUGAUUGGUCAUCGUCUGAGAAGCCACACCUUGGAGCUGCUGCAGCUUGACCGUGCUCUCAGUAAACUAGGCCUCCACCAGCUGAGUGACUCUGAACUGAGACAGGCUUGCUACACAAGAGGACUCAAUUCAGACAUACUGAGCCUAAACCAGCGCCGUGAAUGGUUGUCAAACUGGCUUCAGCUAUCCACUCGUCUAAAAGAAUCUGAGAUCUCGCUGCUUUUGCACAGCAUGGUUUUGCUCUCCGCUAACUACCCAAAGCACAACCACCACUGAUUGGAAGUAAACUGAUGAGCGAUUUCACACAUGCUUGAUUGGGCAACAAGGGGUGUCAACCUCGGCUGUAUACAAAGGAGGCAUCACUCCAGUUAAGCAACAGGCACCUCUCAUAUUCAGAAGGCUAAACUUGAAUGCUUUAUAUAGAACAAAUGGUGAUUGUGACAAAUGUUAUGGGCAACAGUUGCAAUAUUCCAGACCAGGCAUCAUUUCAGUCUGGGAUACAAUUGGGAUUCAAAGAUUGAGAACAGGUAGUGUUGUCAAAACAGUCAAUGCCAACAAUACAUGUGUCCUGUUAGUUCAGUGUGUCACAUGAGUCAGAAAGAUUUGUCAGGACACAUUCCAAAGUGCAUUUAGGUCACAUGUAUCACUCCGAACACAGCUAGUCUUGCUGUUUUUUAUAGUUGUGAAAUUAUUAUUUUUUGCAUUCCUAUGAAUUUCCUUCAGCUUUUGACAUUCUCAUACUGAUGUGGCCUUCCAAUUCUCCAGAUCACAAUCCUAAUUGUUAAUUAUACGUGGCUUUGUUAGCACUUGGACAGUCACAUUGUAAACUUUAAGGUUGCUCUGCUCUUGGUUAGACAAUGAGUGAUACUUAGAGAAAAAAUAUUUUGUUUUACCAACCUUUUGUAACUACUGCAUAUCUGAAAUAGGGAGUGUCUUUAUCGCUGCCUUCCCCAAAUAACUGCAGUGUUUGAAAAAUAAUCGAUUGUCAGUAUACAUUUGUUGGAUAUUUGCUAUCAGAUAUUUCAUGUUUUUUGCCCCAGGUUAUUGUUUACACAAAAAACCUAAGAUGGAUAUGUGCUGGUGUGGUUGAGUAAACUGAAUCAGUGGCCUUCUGGUUUCAUUUAAAUCAUAUUUGGCAGGAGCUUCUUUUUAAUGAGAA